ACCGUGAACUGAGAAAACCCUCAUAGUAAUAUCAAAAGCAGAAGAGAAAGAGCAAAAUGGGUGAAGUGCAUACAGUUGAAGUUCCAAGAGUGAAACUUGGAAGUCAAGGAUUGGAGGUGUCAAAGUUGGGAUUUGGUUGCUCGGGUUUGACUGGAAUAUACAAUGAUCCAGUCCCGGAAGAGGAUGCGUUUAAACUGAUAAAGCAUGCAUUUGAUCAAGGAAUCACUUUCUUUGAUACUGCAGAUGCCUAUGGAAACAAUGCAAACGAAAUUGUGGUUGGAAAGGCUUUGAAGCAGCUACCACGAGAUAAAAUCCAGUUGGCAACAAAAUUUGGUGUCUGCCACCAAAAGACUGGAACAAUAAUAUGUGGUACGCCUCAAUAUGUGCGAGCUUGUUGCGAAGCUAGUCUGAAGCGCCUUGAUGUUGAAUACAUUGAUCUCUAUUAUCAGCACAGAGUUGACACAUCUGUACCCAUUGAGGAUACAAUGGGGGAGCUUAAGAAGUUGGUGGAAGAGGGAAAAAUAAAGUACAUUGGAUUAUCUGAAGCCAGUCCAGAUACCAUAAGGAGGGCUCAUGCAGUUCAUCCCAUUACUGCUUUACAAAUGGAGUGGUCUCUCUGGACUCGUGAUAUUGAGGCAGAAAUUGUCCCACUUUGCAGGAAACUUGGAAUAGGAAUAGUGACAUACAGUCCACUUGCCCGAGGCUUUUUUGGUGGAAAAAAAGUUGUGGAAUCUAUCCCUGCAAAUAGUAUUGUGGCAUCACAUCCAUGGUUUGAAGGAGACAACUUUAACAAAAACAAAAUCUUAUAUUCGCGCAUGGAAAAGUUGGCUGAAAAGCAUGGAUGCACCCCCACACAGCUUGCACUUUCCUGGAUUCUUCACCAAGGAGACGAUGUUGUUCCCAUUCCUGGAACAACUAAGAUAAAAAACUUUGACAAUAAUUAUGGUUCUCUAAGAGUGAAGCUUACAAAGGCUGAUUUGGAAGAGAUUUCUGCUCUCAUUCCCAUCCAUGAGGUUGCGGGUAGUCGAUUCAAAGAUGAUAAUUAUCUUCGUGCCUCCUGGAAAUUUGCUGUCACGCCAACCAAAGAGAUUCCUGCAGCUAUUUAAUUAGUGUUCAUGAGCUGUUAAGCUUAUAAUACAUCUACCUAGUUAUCAUAAAUAAUGCAGGAGGUUGCAUAUCUCAUAUGCAACUAGAGUUUCGUUUCUGUUCAUUCGAAUAAGUACAGGAGAAACGUUCGGUUUCUGUUGUAACAUUAUUCUCCCUUUUUUUGAACUAUUAUCUUAUUUUCCAAGUAUAAAGGUGUGUUCUUUUAAUUAAA
Molecule: messenger RNA, 1318 nt
Organism: Mangifera indica (mango)
Lineage: Eukaryota; Viridiplantae; Streptophyta; Magnoliopsida; Sapindales; Anacardiaceae
Product: perakine reductase-like
Exons: 7
Coding region: 57-1106 (349 amino acids)
Cellular component (GO): cytoplasm
Source: RefSeq, a predicted model, not a curated record